CUAAGGGUGGUGCUAGCUAUAUAGUAGCUAGCUUGAGUGUGAAAGAAAAAGAAAAGAAGAAGAAUGAGUAACAUAUUGGCAGCAUUAGAGUACUGGUUAGUGAACCACCCUACAAUCAAGAACUUCACAUGGACGCCAGGGAAAACCAUGGCCUCAACUCCACAGUUUCUGUGCUUCACAAUCCUCUCCUACCUGUCCUCCAUCUUCAUCCUCCCUCAGAUGAAAUCCCUGCCGUCCAUCCCCCAAUCAUUCCUGAGGCCAAUCUCAGCCGUCCACAACACAUCCCUCCUCCUCCUCUCCUUCGUCAUGGCCCUUGGCUGCCUCCUCUCCACCAUCUCCCAUGCACCUCACGUCCAAUGGGUCAUCUGCUUCCCACCCCAAACCAAGCCCACUGGGCCCAUAUUCUUUUGGGCCUACAUCUUCUACCUCUCCAAGAUCCUUGAGUUCAUGGACACACUCCUCAUCAUCCUCAGCAACUCCAUCCAACGGCUCUCGUUUCUCCACGUGUACCACCACUCCAACGUGGUCAUCAUGUGCUACAUAUGGUUGCAAACCUCGCAAACACUCUUCCCGGCGGUGCUCUUUACCAACGCCUCCGUGCAUGUGCUAAUGUACGCUUACUACUUAUCGUGCGCGCUAGGAGUGAGACCUAAGUGGAAGAAGCUUGUGACGAAUAUCCAGAUCAUGCAGUUCUGCUCCAGCUUCGUUGUUCUGAGUUUGAUGCUUUACUACCACUUCACGGGUUCAGGGUGCUCUGGUGCUUGGGGUUGGAUCUUCAAUGUCGUUUUCUAUUCCUCUCUUUUGGUCUUGUUCGUUGACUUUCACAAAAAGAAUUAUGGUAGUACUGCAAACUCCAAGAAAAAGCUUACUCUCAACAACGUUAAGCAUGAUUAUUCCAAGGACUUGUUUUGUGCUUAUCACAUCUCAUGAUGUUAGUAUUAGUCUUAAUUUAAUUGUACCAUGCAUUGUCAUUAUUUUAUGGGAAAGUAUAGACAAAUAAUAAAAAUAUUAAACAAUGUGAACAAUGGAUAUAUUAUAUGUUCAUUUUAUUAGGUGUGUAAAUUAUUAUUUUAAUAUUAAGAUUUAGGUAGAAAAUUUGGAGGUGUAGUGUGUUUUUAUUUAAUUGGUAGUUGUUUAUAUUGUUCAAGAAAAUCAUUAGUUACCUAGCAUAAAAGCAUAGGUAACCAAUAACAUUAGUGAACAAUGUGAACAAUAGAUGUAUCGGAUGUUCAUUUCACUAGGUAUGUGGAUGAUUAUUCUAAUAUUAAGAUUUAGGUGGAUAAUUUGGAGGUGUAGUGUGUUUUUAUUUUAUUGGUGGUUGUUAUGUUGUUCAAAAAAGUCAUUAGUUACCUAACAUUAUCCUUUUAUCAA
Molecule: messenger RNA, 1371 nt
Organism: Arachis stenosperma
Lineage: Eukaryota; Viridiplantae; Streptophyta; Magnoliopsida; Fabales; Fabaceae
Exons: 1
Coding region: 64-930 (288 amino acids)
Biological process (GO): fatty acid elongation, saturated fatty acid; fatty acid elongation, polyunsaturated fatty acid; very long-chain fatty acid biosynthetic process
Cellular component (GO): endoplasmic reticulum membrane
Molecular function (GO): fatty acid elongase activity
Source: RefSeq, a predicted model, not a curated record